UGCAAUACUUUAAUAUGUAUACUGCAACUUAAUACUUACAUAAUCUUGCGGCAUGAAAGUGAAUCUUGACUUCAGCCUUAAAUAAUUAUUAUUCAGCCGGCAUGACUUAUAAUGAAAAAUAGUUGCUAAUGUGAGUUUUUCAGUUUCAAAUAGUGCCUCCAUUUAUUACUGAAGGCAUGAACAUUUUAUUAAUAAUUGUGUAAAACAUAAAUAUUAUUCGCAAUGGUCUUGCAACUGGAAUGUUGGCCGGACGAGUUAAGUCCUGCUCAAUUAGCGGCGUUUAAAAAAGCAGAUGAUGAACACCAGGAAAUACAAACUAAACUUGAUGAAAUCGUUAAAUCCACUGGUGGAGAAGUCGUUUUUACAGGGGAUAACUGUGCUGCUUAUCAAGUGUCUGGAGGAACGCCUUCUUCACUUCAAAAUCACACAGCAAAGUCUUUAAAGGUUCCAAAGAAUUCCCAUUUAAGUACUCCUCACAGCGGAUAUGUUGAUAAUACAAUACAAAAGACGAGUAGUGGUAAACGAGCAAGCCGCGCUGCGGCUUUGGCUGCUGCGUCAGCGGUUGCAGCAUUGGAUCGGGAUUCUGACAGUCCCACACCUCCUCCAGCCAAGAAAAUCAAGCAGGUGAUUACAAGUCUGGAAGACCUAGUAAGAGUACCUAUAAAAGCAGAAGUCCAUCACCUCCACCUGCACCCACUACUAGUAAAAAAACAUCCUAAAGAAGCAGUACAAAAUGUAACAGCUACUGUUCGGCCAACUGAAGCUACAUCUGUGGGUGGCUUAGCUACUGGUGGAGUUGGAGGCAAAGCCAAAAAUACUUUUGUAGACCUAACGAAGGAUGAUUCUGGUAGACCACUUCCAGAUUCUCGAGAAGUGUCAUUUAAUAAGUUGCAGGGUAAAACCUAUCCAUCCUUGGUUGUUGUAGCUAGACCUUACUUACAUGCAAAAGAAAAUAUUAAUGCUGAUCGAUCCGCACUAGAUGCUAAAGUCAAAAGUGUUUUGAUGCAUACUCCAACAAAGUUCACAGAAUGGCUAAUUCAACAAGGGCUUGUCAGAUCUGAUCAAAUUUGUGCAAUUCACCCACAAAAUCAUUUGAAACUAGGAAUGUAUUCGGAUGUUUCUAAGUUUCCCUAUUCUGGUGGUUAUGUUUGGAUUAGUGAAUGCUGUCCAACGAGAUUUGUUUCUGUUUUUUCUGGUUCUUUAUUUGAAGGGGCUACUCAUCCACCGAGUGUUCUCUUGAAACUGAUAUAUCAUUGGUCUUGUCAGACUAAUGUUCAAAACGUUGUUCAAUGGGUCAAGGUUUGCAAUCUUUAUGUAAAAGGACUAUUUACAUGGUUGCGUGCUGUUUGCACAGGUGCCCUGCACAAGCAUAUGACUAUGCUUGGCGGUAAUAAUCAACGAAUUGAAGUUGGAGUUAUUUCUCUUGGUACUACAAGCCAGGAUGGCAAUCAAAGACAAGUUAAAGUGGAAGUGCUGGGUGUCCUAGAUCCUGUUGCUAAACUGGUGAGAUUACGCGCAGUUGAACCUUUAGCUGAUGGUGAGAGAAACUAUAAGAAACGCUUUGUGAAAAUUCUGGAGCCUCUUGCAAAUUGGGUUCAUAAAGACAGUGUAAUUCUAACAGAUUUGACAGUUGAUAAAAGCACCCUCUUGAAUAUGGGCUAUAAGACAGUUCAUCAGGUGGCUGUAAAUGAUGUUAAUAACAAGAAUAGUAAUAAUGGGAUAAUGGAAUAUUUAAGAAGAAUAGUUCCUCGCAUGUUCCAAAAUACAUUAUCUUUAUUAUCACGACAAAUAAUACAGCAAUUUUUGGAUGAAUUGGUUUGGCGAGAGUGGUAUGGUAAUACACCAGGAUUGGCUUUUGAUAAUAUAGUUAAUCAUAUUGCAGAACAAACAAAAUAUGAUGUUAAAGAAACCCUAACUACUCGAUUAACAAAAGUAUCUGCAAAUCCAUUUAAAAAUUGGGCACCUCCAAAAGUAGCAGCUAAAGAACCUGUGCUUCCUGCUAAAAGAGGUCGAAAAAGAAUCCAUCCUAUAGAAUCAUCACCCAUUCCACAACCAGUUGCAAAAAAACCUGCAUUCGAUAGCAAGAAAACAAUAAUGGAAACAAGAAAACCAAUUAUGGAAUCUCGAAAACCAGUUAUGGAAACCAGAAAACCAGUUAUGGAAACCAGAAAACCAGUUAUGGAAACCAGAAAACUAGUUAUGGAAACCAGAAAACCGGCUAUGGAAACCAGAAAACCGGCUAUGGAAACUAGAAAACCAUCUAUAGAAACAAGAAAACCAGUUAUGGAAUCCAGAAAACAAAUUAUGGAAACCAGAAGAGCAACACCUGAAUUGAAGAGAGAAGUUAAAAAAUUUCCAAUAGUUCAGCUUAAAAAAUCUAAGAGAACUGAAACACCACAACCGAUUGAAAAAUCUGCAGUAAUUGAGUCAACACCCAAAAAAAUUAAAGAAAACAAAGAUUUAGUGGCUAUAGAAAGUUACUAUUAUGGAUAUUUAGAAGGUGAACCCACGGAUGUGAAACUUGAGCUUGAUAUUGAGUGUUCUGAAUGUUCUGAAAAAUUUACAAAUAAUGUAAAACUGUUGGAUCAUCUGUUAACACAUGUUAAUCCAGUUAUUGACAAGGAGUCAAAGUUAUGCAGAUAUUGCCUAGAAAUAAUUCCAACUGAGGAUGAACUCCGAAGACACAUAAUUCAAGCUCAUCCAAAUGAUACAAAGAAUACAAUGGUGAACACUCUUGCAUGUGUUAUGUGUGAGACAAGAUAUUCGACAAUAGGCCUAUUGGCAGCUCAUAUGAGCAAGAUGCAUGUAGCUUUCGAAAUGCCUUACAUGUGCGGCACAUGUAAUCACAGAUGUUCUUCACAUAGAGUUGCCAUUGAACACUUUUACGAAGAUCAUGAUGGAGAUACAAGUUUGCAAUGUCCAUUCUGUUUACAGGCUAUGGUGAUAUGGGCUAAAGAUAAGCCUCGAAUUCAAACACUAAGGGAUUUCUAUGAUCAUUUGAAAAAUCACAUGGAUCGAGUAACUGCUAAGAAAUGUACUAAAUGUGCUUUAUGGUUCUAUGACAAAGGUGCUCUGAGAGAACAUAUCUUAUAUGCUCAUAAAACUCAAAAACAACUUAGUCAGUAUAUAAAGAAUAACUGCAUUUCAUCAACAAUGGUUAAUAGACCUAAGAUUAAAGCAACUCCACCCAGAGAUAUUAUAUCUCAUACAGUUGUAGAAAAUUAUGACAAACUAACAAUGUAUGUUGAAGAUGGUUUAAACUGCAUAGAGUGUAUCAGUGACUUUGGAGACAGAAGACAUUUUCUGGGUAAACUGAAAUGUUCUAAAUGUUUAUAUAUUACAAGUUGCUUUAAAACUAUGUUGAAGCAUACUGCUGGCUGCACAGGUUUUAAUUCAGCUACUUUAAUUCCACUUGAACCCAUUGAUGCUGAAAGAUAUUGCAUUUGCGGUUUCUCAUCUAAUGAUGGUAACACUCUAGCCAAACAUUUAGUAAUAUGUGAUCGUAAAACAGCAUAUAUGUCUACAGAAGAUGCAACUUCUAAUAAAGUGGUUAGAAGUAUGUUGGACAUGUUAGGUCUCAUGAGAAGAAAUCAUGACAAUGAAGAAGAUCAUAACGAUACUACUGAUAAUAAUGAUAAUAUUAAUAAUGCUGACGACGCUGACAAUGCUGGUAAUAAUGAUAAUACUAAUAACAUGGAUAAUAAUGAUAAUAUGGAUAAUAAUGAUAACAUUACAAAUGAUGAUAAUACGGAUAAUAAUGAUAAUACAGAAAAUAAUGAUGAUAUGGAAAAUAAUGAUACUAUAGAUAAUGAUGACAAUAUCGAUAAUAAUGACAAUAUUGAUAAUGAUGUUAAUAUCGAUAAUAAUGCUAAUAAUGAUAUGGAUAAUAAUGAUGAUAGUAACAACAAAGAUGUUAAUCAGACUGAGCAAGUAGUAAAGUCUGAUUACGUUGCAGACAAAUCUGAGGAAUAUAUGGAAAAUAUAGAUUAUGCAAAAGAGCAAAGUGUUGUAGAUGAUUCAUCAAAAUCACAGGAUGAAUUUGAUAAAAUAUGUGAAGAAAACCCCAAUGAGGAUAUUAUGGAAGCAGAUCCUGAACAAUCACAAAGUAAUCUCGAUGCUCCAGUUAUUGACACCGGAUUAUCACUUGAUGAUCUUGCUGCUCCACCAAGUGUACUGCCUGCACCUCUUGGACAAGGAGAACUUGAUAUCAAAGACGACUACCAGAGUUUAGCUACCCACAAGUUACAAGCAUGGAAAGUAAUAUGGAUAGUAAUGAUUUUGAACCAUUAUCUGCUGGAUCCGAGUUUGAGCCACUUAUCAAAAUUAGAAACAACGCCCAUUCGAAUUGAUGAUCUUGUAGCUGCGCCAAUAAUUGUGGACAGCCAGGGCAUGUUUGCCAUUGUACUGGAGAAGUAA
This is a messenger RNA of Ctenocephalides felis (cat flea), 4416 nucleotides long. RefSeq lists its product as uncharacterized. Gene Ontology annotation, biological process: regulation of transcription by RNA polymerase II. Lineage: Eukaryota; Metazoa; Arthropoda; Insecta; Siphonaptera; Pulicidae. Gene Ontology annotation, molecular function: DNA-binding transcription factor activity, RNA polymerase II-specific; sequence-specific DNA binding. Gene Ontology annotation, cellular component: nucleus. The record is from RefSeq and is a predicted model, not a curated record. Bases 223 to 4416 code for a protein of 1397 amino acids. The transcript has 22 exons.